Molecule: messenger RNA, 942 nt
Organism: Suillus fuscotomentosus
Lineage: Eukaryota; Fungi; Basidiomycota; Agaricomycetes; Boletales; Suillaceae
Product: Alpha/Beta hydrolase protein
Exons: 8
Coding region: 1-942 (313 amino acids)
Biological process (GO): lipid metabolic process
Source: RefSeq, a predicted model, not a curated record
AUGCUGGCAUGCAUUUUGCAGGUUGCGGCGGUCUCUCAUCGUGCACCUCCUGCAAUACGUCGGGCGGAUGUUUCAGUUGUCACUCAGAUGUCGUCUAAGCAGCUGGCUGAUCUGGCGCCAUAUACUCAAUUUGCUCGUGCUGCUUACUGUUCGCCUACUAUCGUAACUGGCUGGCAGUGUGGUCAGGCUUGCGAUGCGGUGCCUGACUUUGAGGUUUCUCUCACAGGGGGUGACGACGACAGUAUCCAAUAUUACUAUGUUGGUUACUGGCCGACAGAAAAUACCGUGAUAGUUGCUCAUGAAGGCACAGAUCCAACCCAACUCCUAUCUGAUCUCACUGAUGCCGAUGUAUUGAUGGAACCCCUGGACCCCACACUUUUCCCCGGUGUCGAUAGCAGCGUUGAGGUUCACAGCGGAUUUGCCAAUGAGCACGCGCUAACUGCGAGCAUAAUCUUGAACGAGGUGAAGAGCCUGAUCUCUCAGUAUAACGCCAGCAGUGUCACGCUGGUCGGACACUCCCUGGGAGCCGCCCUUGCGGAGCUUGAUUGUGUGUUUAUGGCCUUGAACCUUCCCUCUAGUAUCGCUAUCAAAGGUGUGACAUAUGGCACACCCCGCGUAGGAAAUCCAGCAUGGGCCGCUCUUUUUGAUUACCUGAUAUCAGACUUCCAACGCAUCAACAAUGAGAAGGACAUUAUCCCGAUCGUUCCGGGGCGCUUCAUGGGCUUCUCACAUGUCCAGGGAGAAGUCCACAUUGUAUCUGAUGGAUACGCAGUCCAGUGCCCAGGCGAGUACAAAAUUGGCCUUUUCGGACAUGAUUGUGACGACGAUGCCACGGAUGCUCUGUGCACAAUACAGAGUGUGCCCAACAUCCUUGUGGGCAAUAUCUUGAACCACUUGGGUCCAUACGAGGGGAUUUAUAUCGGCACGAUCUUUUGCACAUGA